Molecule: messenger RNA, 898 nt
Organism: Hyposmocoma kahamanoa
Lineage: Eukaryota; Metazoa; Arthropoda; Insecta; Lepidoptera; Cosmopterigidae
Product: proteasome subunit alpha type-6-like
Exons: 4
Coding region: 79-819 (246 amino acids)
Biological process (GO): ubiquitin-dependent protein catabolic process
Cellular component (GO): nucleus; proteasome core complex; proteasome core complex, alpha-subunit complex
Source: RefSeq, a predicted model, not a curated record
GUGAACUUCGAAUGGUUAGCGGCUGUCAAGCAGUUUUAUUAAAAAAUAGUGUAUUUUUACAAUAUUAUAGACACAAUUAUGGCUCGUGAAAGUAGCGCUGGUUUCGAUAGACACAUUACUAUCUUUUCUCCGGAAGGAAGACUUUACCAAGUGGAGUAUGCACUGAAGGCUAUAAACCAAGGUGGGUUGACAUCGGUAGCGCUACGCGGCGUGGACGCGGCUGUGGUAGCGGCGCAGCGCAAGGUGCCGGACCGGCUGCUAGACCCUGCAUCUGUUUCACAUCUUUUUCGCCUUACUGACCGAAUUGGAUGCGUCAUGACUGGCAUGAUUGCCGACAGUAAGUCGCAAGUGCAGCGCGCGCGCUACGAGGCGGCCAACUGGACGUAUAAGUACGGCAGCGACAUUCCGGCGCACAUCCUAUGCCGGCGCAUCGCUGACAUCUCGCAGGUGUACACGCAGAACGCAGAGAUGCGCCCGCUGGGAUGCAGCAUGAUGCUGGUGGCCUUCGACGACGAGGCGGGUCCCUCCGUAUACAAGACGGACCCCUCUGGUUACUACUGCUCGUAUAAGGCGGUAGCGGCAGGCGCCAAAGCCACCGAUGCUAAUGCUUAUCUCGAGAAGAAGCUCAAAAAGCGUGCCGAUCUGUCGGCCGAUGACGCUGUGCAACUGGCCAUCUCGUGCCUCUCGCAAGUGCUGUCCGUGGACUUCAAGUCCUCCGAGAUCGAAGUCGGCAUUGUAUCCAAGGAAAACCCCAAUUUCCACGUGUUAACGGAGGGCGAAAUCGACAGGCAUCUCACCGCCAUAGCCGAGAAGGAUUAAAGGGGGCUGGUUGAAUCGAUAACUUGUCAUUCGUAUUCUACUUUUAAUAAACGUUUUACUGCUAAAACUUAAGGCUACU